CGGGACUCGCUCGUUCAAUCAGCACACCUGUUUGUUUCUUGAAGGUAUAUUAUACCUGUUCUCCAUCACUAUCAGACAGUCAUUUGUCUCGAGGUAGAUGGGGAUGGUUCACACGCAUUAACGUCCAUUGGCUUAGAUCGCGUCGAACCCCUACUCGGUUGCUCCAACUCUAGCUGGUUGAUGUUACUACGCGCAAUGUGUUCGGACAGUCGCCCGAGCCCAUCCACCUCGCAAAAUUGAUGAGCCUGCUAUAGAUGUCUUCGAGAUGAAAGCGUCAUAUCGGACUCCCAGUGAUCACUCCCUAAUGUCUGGAUUGAGCGUCUGAAACCCAACACCUCGUUGAGGCGUCCUUCGGUUGGAGGCGACUGGUCCUCCAUACUGAACCAAACAAAAACUAUUACUCCAGGCUUUAAUUCCGCAAGUCACAACAAUGGCGGACCUUACAGAACCUCGGCCGUUGACGUCGGCAUACGAAAGCCCGACUUUCGGGGAGGAUAGUUCCUUCCAUGUGGAACAACCCGUGGGUUCGAUGUCAGUCUCGCCCUGCGGACGGGAUGUGGUAUUGGCCUCGAAGGAAGGACUCCACAUCAUUGACUUGGAUUCGCCAUACUCCCCGCCUCGAUACCUCCCUCACCAUACACCAUGGGAAGUCGCAGAUGUUCAGUGGUCACCGUUUCCCGCUCGAGACUCUUGGGUGGUGAGUACGUCAAAUCAGAAGGCGCUAGUGUGGAAUUUGGGCAUGAAGUCCUACCAAAACUCCAUCGAGCAUGUCCUGCACGCCCACACUCGAGCGAUCACCGAUGUCAACUUCUCCACCCACCACCCCGAUGCCCUGGCGACCUGCGCUGUCGAUAGCUUUGUCCACUGCUGGGAUUUGCGACUUGCGUCACGCCCUGUCAUCUCAUUUUCCGAUUGGUUUGCUGGUGCCACUCAGGUCAAAUGGAGCCGACAGGACCCCAACAUCAUUGCCAGCUCGCAUGAUCGGUUUCUACGGAUAUGGGACAAGAGAAAGGGGACGUACCCGAUCAGAUCUAUCGAGGCGCACAACACCAAAAUCUAUGGGGUUGAUUGGAAUAGGGUUCGUCCAGGGGCACUUGUGACAUGCUCUUUGGAUAGAACCGUCAAGUUUUGGGAUUACACUGUCGAGGGGGAUGUCCCCGAAAAGGUCAUCAAGAUGCCUUUCCCAGUAAGGCGAGCUAGGAACACCCCGUUCGGAUGGGGUGUGUUGGCCAUGCCACAGAGAGGAGAUGGUGACCUGCAUUUAUACAGUCGCAGGGUUGAAGAAGGCAUUGACACUGACGAAGACGUGUCUCCGGUUCAUAGCUUUCCCGGACACAAAGGCCAGGUGAAGGAGUUCGUUUGGAGAGCGCGCGGGGGUGAGACAGAUAGACUCGACGAUCGAGACUUCCAGCUCGUAUCUUGGGGUACCGACCGUGAACUCCGUCUGCACAAAGUUGGCCCCGAAGUGUUGCAAAAAGUUGGAUACGAAAAAGGGAAAUCGUACGCCCCGAACAUGAAAAUAACACGCAAGGGUGCCGUUUAUAGAUCAUUCCGGGACACAAAUGCUCAUCAAGAGUUUGAUGACUUGGAGUCCAUCCCGUCUGCCUUCCAGGCCGGUGCGCCUCAACCCUCGAUUGGCAUGGGGCCGAACACCAUUUCAGUCCCAUACCCUCGUGGCUGGAAUCAGCGAGGCAACGCAGAUUCGAGGGUGGGGAUGCAGGGCAGGUCGAACUUCCGGGCCGAUACCAACCCAAUCUCCUGGAUGCGGGGUGUGAAGAUAUCUGGAUGGGAUAUUGAGACCCUGGGAGAUGAGAUCACUCAUGUGGGCGAGAAAUUUACCAAAGUUGCCUUUGAGUCCGUUGAUGUCAGGCAGCGGAAAGCCACCAUAUCCCUCCAUGGACCUUGGGGUGUUGAUGGUGCCUCCCUUUUCCUCAAGGUGGAUAUCAAAUUCCCCGUUGAUUAUCCGAAGGCGUCGACGCCCGCAUUCCGCGUGCAAAAAACCACCGGCGUCACGGACCAGCUGACCGAUAAGAUAAUCGCCGAGCUCCGGACAAUUUCCGAGACCUACCUUUCCCACGAUCGAGGGUGUCUUGAAGGCGUUGUCCGCUAUCUCUUGGGGGAGAGCAGUCUGGAAGAAAGCAUCGCAUGGAUCUUGGGUGAGACUGCUGAAACGGUCAAGUCACCUGUCAAUGGCGAGAUCGACGGAGACGAAUCUAGUGAUGAAGACGAGGUUGGCUUGUCCCACAGUCAGGAGCUUGGAAUGAGCUCCGAACUCCUUCGACCGGUCAAUGCGAAUGUGAACGUCCCUGUAGCCAAGGUAUGCGGUGCGCUAUGGUCGAACGAUGGCCGUUUGGUGUGCUUCUUUCCGUCUAAAAAGGACAAAUCGGCUUCUCUGUUGGAGAACCUAGGGUUCAAGGAGAUGACGAGACUGUCGAGAGCCGAUAAAGUCUUUGAGGGGUUUGGUCGUUUGCAAACGAAUUCUCCAGGGCCUCGGCCCACUGGAACGAUUACGAGCACGGAUGAUGGUACAUCUGACUACUCUGACGAUUCGGACGCUGAAUCCUCAAGCUCUUCGGGGUCCUCUGGUAUAUUGUUGGGACUUCAGCACCGAUUUCCAACGCCCCAAACGUGGCGCAGUGCCGGUAGCAUGGGACUCUACCGACCACGCUCUACAGAUAACUCCCAGAGAUCUACUGCGGGGGCUAUGACUUCCAAAUCCUCUGAGCCUCCGCAGAACAUGAUCUCAAUCCACGAUUUAAGUGACCUGCUUCCCUCAAAACGCGACCUAGCAAGAAAGUACCGCAUUUGUGGGAAGGGCACCGAUGUAUGUGCCCAUAAUUGUUCUGUGGCCCUCGAUCAUGGCUAUCAUGAACUAGCCCGGAUCUGGGGUCUGCUUAGAUCAAUCUUGCAUAACUCCAAGGAAGCCAUUCUCCCUCCUGACCCAGAAAAUGCCGAGACCAAAUAUCUCAUGCGAAGGAAGGACAGCGCUGUGGACUUGAGCUACGACAUGAACACUAACCAACCUCCGAAAGAACCAUCUAAUGGGAUGGUUUCAUGGGGUGAUCAUCCUUUUGGAAGCCGGUGGCUCAUACCGGCUCUUUUUGAACAUUUUGAACGGAAUGGCGACGUGCAGAUGGUCGCAAUGCUAUCUUGCAUACUAUAUGAACGCAGUUGCGAAGAAACCCGCCCGCCGGAGCGCGUGCGCCACAGAAAAUCAGCAUCAAGACGACUAGACCCCGGGACUUUCCCAAUGUUCAUUCAUUCCCAAGCAGGCUCGCAGAACAAGCCUCAAACAAUAACGCCGCCCGGCGCCACACCGAAAGAUAGCCAUGCCACGUCUGUCACCCAAAGUUCCGCACGCUCUUCCUCCGAAAAUUGGCGGGCUGAUUCCACGCCUCCAUAUUCCACGGGCACAACUCCUCCCGUUCCGACUCGUUUCCCAACUACCGGAGCAGAGAGGAGGGCUAUGAGUCAGACUGUGUCUAUCGCUGCUUCUCCUGACCAGCAGUCGCAGCCACGUAGUGGGUCAGGGCUCGGCUCUGUACUGGCUUCUUCCCUUUCGCGCUCCUUCACAUUUGGGCCCUCGUCGGCCUCGCCUCCAGGACACGCCUUGUCCAGGAAAAAGCAAAGCCCGGGCGGUAGCCCUAACGCCAAUCCGGGCACAUGGGGAACGAAUGCCUUUGCCGCGAAGCCAGUGACAGCAGUUCCAGAAUAUCUCACUACAUCCACUGCGCUCACUUCACGAACGCAUUCCGACAGCGGAAGCGACAGGGCACAAGUUUCCAAGCCCGCAGGAAGGCUUCAGGUGAGACUGAAGAAUCAAGGCGCUUUUGACUGUGAUGGAGGGGGUUCACGAAACUCGUUCAUUGAUGCCAGCAAAGAGCGGUUAUACCGCGCGUACCGUGUAGCAUACGCUCACAUGCUCUCAAUAUGGGGUUUACCGGUACAGCGCAGCGAAGUCCUAAAGAUCGGCAGAACCAAUAAUCCAGGCAGCGUCCCAUGGCGCCCCAGGGCCCACAAAGACUCGUUCUCGUUCUCCAGUCUCCCCAACCGGCCAUCCACCGCCCCAGGCACCGGUCGCGCCGAGGGACUAGAAAUCCAAAGACACUGCAGCGGGUGCGGAAAGGCCCUCCAGGUAUCCAUCUUCUCGACGCAAGCAAUGGCAGAAGAGGCCAUCAGACACCGAAUCAAGGGCAACACCCUACCACCCACCUGUCUAAACUGCAAACCCAAACACGCGCUCGCCUUCAAACUCCCCUGCAUCAUCUGCGGCGAAGUAGUCGAAGGCAUGCUAAUGCCCUGUCUCGGCUGCGGCCACGUCUGCUGCUUCACCUGCCACGCAGGCUGGUUCUCCACAGCCACCACCACACCAACCUCCAAUAACGACGACGCCCCCGCCCAAGACGCAGAGUACUGCCCCAGCGGCUGUGGCUGUCGCUGCUCCGAAUACGCCGUCACAGACAUCGCCGCCCCCUGGAGUCCCUCCUCCCCAACCCUAAGCAGCGACAACAACGGCGGCAACAACCCCCUCAACCGCACCACCAACCGCAACAAUAGCAACCGCCGCUCCGACGGCUCCAGCCGAAACGGCGACAUCCUCGCCGCCAACGUCGGCCAGCACGAAGAUGACCUCGACCACUGGCAGGCGAGUCCGUUUGCGUCGCUGGCGAGAGGUCUCGGGGGUGGAUUGAGUCGGGGUUUGCGUGCGAAGGACGAAAGACGCAAGUCAAAGCCGGCUAGUGCUGCGAAUUUUGUGCCGAGGAAGACGGCACUGAAUCAGGUUGAGUAUUGAUUUGGCUUUCAUCUUUUUGUGUGUGUGUGUGGAUUUGGCGAGUGUAUGUUGUUGUUGUUAAUGGUUGUAUGUUGUUUAUUUACUUGUUUUUUUUUUUGGUUGUUUGCUUGUCUGUUUUAUAUACCCCGAUGCUUGCGUCUGUUUUGGACGUGGGAUUUAUUUAUACUUGUAUUAUUAGGAAGGAAGGUGGUG
Messenger RNA from Aspergillus candidus, 4984 nucleotides. Its product is annotated as Mtc5p. Bases 431 to 4792 code for a protein of 1453 amino acids. NCBI's taxonomy places the organism in Eukaryota, Fungi, Ascomycota, Eurotiomycetes, Eurotiales, Aspergillaceae. The record is from RefSeq and is a predicted model, not a curated record. Gene Ontology annotation, molecular function: protein binding. The transcript has a single exon.